AUGAUGCUUGGUACAGUUCGCCGAUUUGGCGUUUCCCACGCGCUGCGCGCUACUGCGCCUCGCUCAAUCUCAGCGCGGUUGGCUACUCAGCUGCCAAAAUGGCAAGCUCCUCUGACCCUUUCAUCUCCUGUUGCAACCAGAUCGCUUCAUUCCUCUUUCCCGAGACUGUCUGAGGCUACUGCGCAGGCGAUUGUUGAAGAGACUGAGCCUUCCCAGCCUGCGAAUAUCACAGAGUUUGCCGACCUGGCGUCGGGGAAUCUCAUUCACAACACCAUUAUCAAGAAUAUUAUUCAACCUGACCGGAUGAACCUCAAGACCAUGACUGAGGUGCAGGCUCUUACUCUCAACGAGAUUGUCAAGGGUGAUGAUAUCCUUGCCCAGGCCAAAACAGGAACCGGAAAGACACUUGCUUUCCUUGUGCCCUCCCUUCAGAAUAUUUUGAAUGACCCCACGGUCGAUGUGUCCAAGGUUGGCCGCCGCGGAGCCAGAACUGGUCCUUCGGAAAUCCGUGCUCUUAUUAUCUCCCCUACCCGCGAACUUGCGGAACAGAUCGCAGUUGAGGCUAGAAAGGUUGCAUUUGGCACUGGUCUCCUUGUCCAGACCGCUGUUGGUGGCACACAGAAGCGUGCCGGUCUUGCCAAGAUCCAGCAGGAGGGCUGUCAUCUCCUCAUCGGUACCCCGGGUCGUCUUAAGGACAUCCUCUCAGACCCUUGGACUGGUGUUUCUGCCCCUAAGCUGAACACUCUGAUCCUCGAUGAGGCAGAUCGCCUCUUGGACCAGGGUUUCGCUCCUGAUGUUGAGGAGAUCCAGACUCUGCUUCCCGAUCCCACAAAGGUGGACCGUCAGACCCUCAUGUUCUCGGCCACUGUUCCCAGAGAAGUUAUGCAGAUGGUUCGUCAGACCUUGAAGCCCGGCUUCAAGCAUGUCAAUACCGUUCGUGAAGAUGAAGUUCCCACACACCACCGAGUGCCCCAGAAGCUUGUCUACACGCGCGGUCUUGAAAACGGACUGCCCGCCCUUCUCGAGCUCGCUCAGAACUGGCAAACUCGCCGUGAUAACGGCGAGAAGCUGCGUCCUUUCAAGGCUAUCGCCUACUUUAACUCCACCGCUGAGACCAAGAUCUCUGCCGAUGCUUUCAACGCUUUGACUCGCACUGCAGAGUUCCGCCAGUCUUCUAUGGGCAACAUGAGAAUGCUCGAGAUUAACUCUCGUCUCACUCAGCAGGUCCGAACUCGCAGCGCAGAUAACUUCCGCAAGGCUCGCGAGGGCAUUUUGUUCUCCUCGGACGUGACUGCUCGUGGUAUGGAUUUCCCCGAUGUCACCCACGUCGUCCAAGUUGGUGUUCCUCGGGAUCGUGAGACCUACAUCCACCGUCUUGGCCGCACAGGCCGUGCUGGCAAGGAAGGUGAAGGUUGGUUGUUUAUGCACCGGGCCGAACAAGAUGUCUACAGAAAGCGCCUGGGCCGUCUUCCAUUGAAGGUGGACACUGAAUUGCAAACCGCGGAUGCGGAUCUUUCCCAGACCUUCUCUAACGACACACAAGUCGGCAAGAUCGUCAACAGUAUCAACCAGGGUCUGGCCCAAUGUGACAAUACUACCAAGGUCAAGUCCUACAUGGGUCAACUUGGCACCACCACUGGAAACUUCAACAGCAAGAGAGAGGCCAUCCAGGCACUCAACCAGAUGUUCACCGUGGGAUACAACAUGCAAACCCUCCCGGAGCUCAGCCCUAAAUUGAUGCAGCAAAUGGGUCUCAACCGAGUGGACGGUGUCAGCAUGGGUGAUGGCAGCCGCCAGCGACGCGAGGGCGGAUUCUCCCGCGGCGGUGAUCGUGGUGGUGACCGUGGUAGCCGUGGCGGCUUCUCUCGCGGUGGUGAUCGUGGCGGUUUCUCCCGUGGCGGUGACCGUGGUGGUGAGCGUGGUGGCUUCUCUCGCGGCGGUGAGCGUGGUGGCUUCUCUCGUGGUGGUGACCGUGGUGGCUUCUCUCGCGGCGGUGACCGUGACGGUUUCUCCCGUGGCGGCGACCGUGGUGAGCGUAGUGGCUUCUCCCGUGGCGGUGACCGUGGCUCGUCUCGUCCUCCUCGCCGCUCGUUCGAGGAUUCCUUCGGCGAGGACGCUUUCCGGUUUUAA
Messenger RNA from Penicillium vulpinum, 2130 nucleotides. It is a transcript of the gene helA, whose product is annotated as putative DEAD box RNA helicase HelA. The record is from RefSeq and is a predicted model, not a curated record. Gene Ontology annotation, molecular function: nucleic acid binding; ATP binding. Bases 1 to 2130 code for a protein of 709 amino acids. The transcript has 2 exons. Lineage: Eukaryota; Fungi; Ascomycota; Eurotiomycetes; Eurotiales; Aspergillaceae. Gene Ontology annotation, cellular component: mitochondrion.